CAAUAUGGAUUUGUUACAAUUUUUGUCGCUGCAUUUCCCUUGGCGCCAUUCUUUGCAUUAUUGAAUAAUGUUUUUGAGAUGAGAUUGGAUGCGAAAAAGUUAUUGACCAUGUAUAGAAGACCGGUCGGACAGCGCGUGAGAGAUAUAGGCAUAUGGUACCGCAUUCUUGAUUCCAUUUCCAAAUUAUCCGUUAUUACUAAUGCAUUCAUCAUAGCUUUUACUUCAAAUUUUAUACCAAGGCUAGUUUAUCGUAUAACAAUUUCUGAUAAUUAUUCAUUAGAAGGUUUCCUAGAGCAUUCUCUGUCAAAAUUUAAUACUAGCGAUCUGAAAAGUGGCACUCAACCUAUGGCGUCAUUAGGUCAAGCCCCAAUCGAGAUUUGCCGUUAUCAAGAUUACAGAGAAUCACCAGACUCGCCAAACAAGUAUGAUUACACCAUCAUGUUUUGGCAUAUACUAGCGGCUAGAUUAGCUUUUAUCGUCGUUUUUGAGAAUGUCGUGGCAUUCGUGAUGAACUUAGUACGAUGGUGUAUUCCUGAUAUAAGCCCAAAAUUACGGGACAAGAUACGUCGCGAAGCGUACAUCACCAAUGAGAUUAUCAUACAUCAAGAAGCAUUACGUGCUCUGGAGAGGCCCGAGACUGAUGUUGUAGAGCCAAGGAUCACGCAAACUUAUGUAGUCGCCAACGAAAGUACCGACAGAUGGAAUAGGGUUAUGAGAGAUUGUCUCUCGACUUCCGAACUCGAUUUAGAGGUCCAUGGGUGUCCUCUCUCCCCGGUUAAUACAACUCCGCGUAUUAGCCCUGCUGCAGUCUGAGCAAGAAAAUUCGUCAAAUUGAUGCGAAUCUAUGCGGGUGUAAUGUAAUUUUCUGAAAACUAUUAGAUUAGUGCAAAAAGUAUGUUGUUUUUGUCAAAAUAUUAACGAUUAGACAUGUAUUUUACUCUCUCUCUCUUUCUCUCUCUUUGCUUCUAUAUAAAUAAUUGUUAUUAAAUAAAAUAGUCACUAUUAUGAUACAUAGUCACCAUAUUUGAUACACUUUUUAAAAUUUUAGGCAAGAGAGAAUAUAAUGAAUUUUUUGUUUGUUUAUAUAAAACUUUGUAUGAAUAAUUUUAUAUAAAAGUAAAACACUUAGUGCAAAAACGAUAAAUUUUUUGCAUCAAGAAUCUAAAAAUAUCGUGAUUUUCGCUAGUCGUGAGAUAAUUCGUGAAAUUUGACGGAAGAAGAUAUUAUUUUUGAAAGUAUAUUUUAAUGGAAGCCGCAAUUCUAAGGCUGGGUUCGGGGAGCAUGCUUUUAGCGCUACAACAAUCCUCUGUCCUUAUUCAACUUUCGGUAAGUAACAAAGAUAAACGAUACUUUUAGGGCGUAAGCAUGCUCCCUGAACUCAGCCUAAUUUUAGCUCUUUCUUUCCUCUUUCUAAUUAUAAUAGAUGCUAUAUGUAAGAUGCAUAUGCUAUAUUUUUCAUGGCGGAAAUAAGAGUCUCUACAAAUUUUAUAAACUUUAUUAGAAAAUUAAGAUUGAAUUAUUAGAGAGAGAAUUGUGAUAUACAUUUAUUGCAACUAUUAUUUUGAAGCGAUAUUAUAGUGCAAUAUGAUAAUGAUAUAUCUAUUACUGUUAUUGCUAAAGUUUAAAAUUUUUAAUAUCAAUUAUAAUUAUUAGUAACUUUUCUGGAAUCUGUAUUCUAAUAUUCUCAGUUAUUCUUGUAUAUCACAAAAAGAAUUUUGAAUGUGUUAUACAUAUACAUAUAACGAGAGAAGGGUGUGUCCUCUUUAAUAAGAUAGUUGUAUAGGAUGUCUCGUAUCUAAUGAAUUGAACAUGAUGUUAAAAGACAUCCUAUAUAUACAUAUCGGAAAUAUAAAUAUAUUUAGUAACUGGAUUGUGCAAAAGAUUGUGUUGUAAAUUUAUGUAUAUUUGUGUGUGUAUGUACACAUACACUCAUGCAUAUACAUAUAUUUUUGUGUGACAAAGAAACGCGGACUUUUCUGAUAAAGAUUAUAUAAACUGAUAUAAAUUGUAUUUUGAGAAGAAUCUUUUAUAUUUAUUUAACUAAUUAUAUAGAUCAUUACUAUGAUAUUUGCAGAUUUAUAUUAAGAUUCUCUUCUAGAAUAUUUUAUAUGAGAUGAAUGAUCUUCCACAACAUCUCUUUUAUUGUUAUACUGUAAAAAU
Formica exsecta is the source of this 2160-nucleotide messenger RNA. Its product is annotated as anoctamin-2-like. Gene Ontology annotation, cellular component: plasma membrane. The record is from RefSeq and is a predicted model, not a curated record. Gene Ontology annotation, molecular function: chloride channel activity. The transcript is spliced from 3 exons. NCBI's taxonomy places the organism in Eukaryota, Metazoa, Arthropoda, Insecta, Hymenoptera, Formicidae. Bases 79 to 813 code for a protein of 244 amino acids. Gene Ontology annotation, biological process: chloride transmembrane transport.